This is a messenger RNA of Adineta steineri, 477 nucleotides long. The record is from the annotation of a GenBank genome assembly. NCBI's taxonomy places the organism in Eukaryota, Metazoa, Rotifera, Eurotatoria, Adinetida, Adinetidae.
AUGAGACAAUUAUUUACUAUUAGUGGGCGAUAUGCUGCCACUGAAGAUGUAUCGAUUACAUCGCAGGUAUCCGGUUUAUCAUGGGAUACACGUUUGAAAGGUUUUGGAAUUUGUUUACUUAUUUGUGUUGUACUCGGAAUAAUUGCAACGAUUGUUUAUUUUACUGGUGGUAGCUUAUCUGGUUUUGCUAUUCUUUAUAGUUUAGCAGUUAUUUUCGGUCUUGGAUCUACGCUUUUCUUGAUGGGUCCAAUGAAUCAAUUGAGAAAAAUGUUUGAUUCUUCACGAUUUAUUGCUACCAUAGUUUUUCUCAUAUGCGUUGCAAUGACACUUGUAUCAGCGAUUGCUAUUAAGGUACCUGUUCUAGUACUUUUAUUUGUGAUACUUCAAUUUCUUGCUCUUCUUUGGUAUACACUUAGUUACAUUCCAUAUGCACGAAAUGUGAUCAAAAGUUGUUGUGGAGCAUUAAUGCGUGGUUAA